AACCUAGCCAGACAAUUGACUGUCUGGUGAUGCUAUAUCCGAACAAAGGGGCACGGACAAACAUACAGGUCAUAUUGUCUCGGCGAAUUCUACAUCGAAAUUAACGAUAUGACAAGCUUCUAGUAACGGAUAUACGUAUCUAUUUUAAACGGAUAUUAUUAUAAACGCAAGCAGCUCCUUGAUCAGAGAAGUACACCAAUUUUUACUUAGCCGUCUCUCUCUCUCCCCCUAUUAUCUAUGGAGCUGAAACCAGGUCUAUCGGCUAUCAUCACUGGAGGUGCCUCUGGAAUCGGUAAAGCUCUUAGUUUGGCUCUUGCACAGAAGGGAGUAUUUGUUACAAUUAUUGACUACUCUGAGGAAAGGGGAAAAGAAGUUGCAUCCCUGGCGGAAAAAGAGAUUGCUAAGUUCCACUCUAAGUUGGAAAUUCCAUUUGCAAUAUUUAUAAAAUGUGAUGUCAGUAAAGGAGAAGAACUAGCUGCUGCCUUCCAGACUCAUGCAUCCACAUAUGGAGGGUUGGACAUCUGUAUUAGUUGCGCAGGGAUUAAUAAUCCUGUGCCAUUCCAUAAUGAUCAAACCGAUGGUUCUCAUUCGUGGAGGCACACUCUCAACGUGGACCUUCUUGCUGUUAUAGACAGCACCCGCCUUGCUAUCCAGACCAUGCAAGCUGCAAAGAGGCCUGGGGUCAUCAUAAAUUUGGGAUCUGCUUCAGGACUUUAUCCGAUGUAUAGUGACCCUAUAUACUCGUGUUCUAAAGGUGGCGUUGUUCUAUUUACCAGAUCACUUGCUCCGUACAAGAAGAAAGGGAUUCGGGUUAACGUGCUUUGCCCUGAGUUUGUUCGAACUGAUCUAGCAUUAAAAGUAGAUUCAACAAUGAUUGAGAAAAUGGGUGGCUAUGUUUCCAUGGAAUCAGUGGUCAAAGGUGCAUUUGAGCUUAUUAGUGAUGAAACUAAAGCUGGAUCCUGUUUAUGGAUUACUAAUCGAAGAGGAAUGGAAUAUUGGCCAACUCCCAUGGAAGAAGCAAAAUACUUGGUCCGUCCUUCCAAGUUGAGAGAAAAGUCGCAAGCGAUCAGUACUUCAAGUUUCCAGUUACCUGAGAGCUUUGAGAAAAUAAUUGUGCACAAGCUGAGUCACAAAUUUCGUAGUGCAACCAGCAUUGUGCGAACGCCAUUGAGAAUACCCAUUAAACCAGAUCAUGUCCUUGUAAAAAUAAUCUAUGCUGGCGUUAAUGCAAGUGAUGUAAACUUUAGUUCUGGUCGUUAUUUCAGUGGAAAUAGCAAGGAGAUCGAGUCCCGCCUUCCAUUUAAUGCUGGAUUUGAGGCUGUUGGUAUCAUUGCUGCUGUGGGUGAUUCAGUGAGGCAUCUAAAUGUUGGCUCUCCAGCUGCAAUCAUGACAUUUGGAGGUUAUUCUGAAUUCACAAUGGUACCCUCAAAGCACAUCCUUCCCGUGGCAAGGCCAGAUCCUGAAGUUGUUGCUAUGCUGACCUCUGGACUUACAGCAUCAAUUUCUCUGGAAAAGGCAGCACAGAUAGAUCAUGGGAAAGUUGUUCUAGUCACUGCUGCUGCAGGAGGGACGGGUCAAUUUGCAGUCCAGCUUGCUAAACUGGCUGGAAAUACAGUAGUAGCAACUUGUGGAGGUAAAGAGAAGGCGAUGCUUUUGAAAGAUUUAGGUGUUGAUCGAGUUAUAGACUACAAAGCUGAAGAUAUUAAAACGGUUCUAAAGAAGGAGUUCCCUAAAGGCGUUGAUAUAAUCUAUGAGUCUGUUGGUGGACAGAUGUUUGACCUAUGCCUUAAUGCGUUAGCAAUAUAUGGACGACUUGUGGUGAUUGGAAUGAUUUCUCAGUAUCAAGGAGAACAUGGAUGGAAGCCAUUAAAUUACACUGGAGUAUGUGAGAAGCUUCUAGCUAAAAGCCAAACUUUGGCUGGAUUUUUCCUCAAUCAUUAUACACACCUAUGGCAACAGCAUCUAGACAGCCUGGUUCAACUAUAUACGACAGGAAAGCUAAAGGUCUUAAUUGACCCAAAAAGGUUCAUGGGCCUCCAUUCUGUUGCUGAUGCAGUUGAACAUCUUCAUUCUGGAAAUAGUUUUGGCAAGGUGGUGGUCUGUAUCGAUCCAUCAUACAGUAACCAAUCUUCAAAGCUAUGAAGCAUGCUUCUGCUUUUGGAAGUGUAAAUUAAAGCAUCAAGUCCAUCUAAGGAUGCAUAGCCAUAAGAAUACUGGCUUGUGCGUGUUAUUACUGUAGCUGCCUGGGGACGGGCUUAAGUUGUAAUUCAAAUAAAAUCUCACCUCUUAGUUUCAUACUUGUAUUAUGUACUGAAGUGGUCUUAUCACUAUAUGUUUUAUCCAUUUUUACACUUGACAUUACCUUCCACAUUGUUUUUGAGGAUGUGCACUAUUCACUUUUGUAUUUUGGCAAUUUCUUGCAUAUUAUGUAUGUUGUGAUUUUAAGUGGUGGAUCCACAAAUUUAUUUACGGAA
Molecule: messenger RNA, 2474 nt
Organism: Daucus carota subsp. sativus
Lineage: Eukaryota; Viridiplantae; Streptophyta; Magnoliopsida; Apiales; Apiaceae
Exons: 18
Coding region: 238-2142 (634 amino acids)
Cellular component (GO): mitochondrion
Molecular function (GO): oxidoreductase activity; zinc ion binding
Source: RefSeq, a predicted model, not a curated record